Messenger RNA from Sordaria macrospora k-hell, 1107 nucleotides. RefSeq lists its product as uncharacterized. Gene Ontology annotation, molecular function: oxidoreductase activity. Lineage: Eukaryota; Fungi; Ascomycota; Sordariomycetes; Sordariales; Sordariaceae. The record is from RefSeq and is a predicted model, not a curated record. Gene Ontology annotation, cellular component: mitochondrion.
AUGAGCCCGCUCUCAACACCAACAACUGUUGAUCACCAGAUCCGCGACCAUCGAGUCCCAACCAUGUCGUUCGAUAUCCCCCCUACGAUGCGCGCCUGGCAGUACUCACAGACCACUGGUGGCCUGGAACAGAACCUGGUGCUCAAGGACGAUGUUCACGUGCCCACCCUCUCGCCGCGUGUGGGCGACAACGAGCUGCUCAUCGAGGUUCUCAGCGCGAGCAUCAACCCUUCAGACUACAAGGUCGCCGAACUGCCCCUGAAUCUGGGCCGUGCUGUCGUCCGCACUCCGGCCACUCCCGCCUGGGACUUUUGCGGACGCGUCGUCAAGACCACCAAUACUGUCGACAACUUCCGUGUCGGCGAGAUUGUGUUUGGUCGUCAACCCCCUACUCAGCAGGGCGCUUGUGGUCAAUACAUCGUGGCUUCGGCAAAGGCUUGUGCUUCCUUGCCUUCGGGCGUCGACGUCGACGAAGCCGCCUCCAUCCCCUGCGCCGGAUUGACCGCCUACCAGACCAUUGCUCCCAAUGUCAAGCCUGGCGACAAGGUCUUCCUCAAUGGAGGUUCCGGUGGUGUUGGCUCCUUUGGCAUCCAAAUUGCAAAGGCUCUCGGCUGCCAUGUCACCGUCUCAUGCUCUGCCGCCAAAGCCGAACAGUGCAAGGCCCUGGGCGCCGACGAAAUCAUCGACUACACAGCUGUCGAUGUCUGCCAGGCCUUGCGAGAACGCGGUCAAGUCUUCAAGCUCGCCGUCGACAAUGUCGGUUUGCCGGCGGAACUGUACAAAGCCGGCGAUGACUAUCUCUUGCCCGAUGGAAAGUUCGUGCAGGUCGGCGGGCCUAUGUCCUUAGCUGCCGUGUCUUCGACAAUGUCCAGGCUGUUAAGACCCUCUUUUCUCGGUGGCGGAAAACGCAAGUUUCAGUUGUACACGUUGACGAGCGAUCAACACCAGGACUUGACGAUACUCGGCCAGAUGGUCGCAGAGGGCAAAGUCAAGCCUGUGAUUGAGCAUACCUAUGACUUUGAGGAUGUUCCGACAGCCUUCGGGGACCUCAGGAAGGGCAAGACGCACGGCAAGCUGGUCAUUCACGUUUCCGAUAAGAGGGCAUGA